Molecule: messenger RNA, 1612 nt
Organism: Acanthoscelides obtectus
Lineage: Eukaryota; Metazoa; Arthropoda; Insecta; Coleoptera; Chrysomelidae
Source: the annotation of a GenBank genome assembly
CACAGCAGUAAGUAUUACUCAAACUUUUCUUCAAGAGAUGACACUACUGUACAAUGUAACCUAGCUUAUCGACUAGUAGUGGCCGUAAAUAUUACUUACGCUUCUGUUCCAAAGAUGUCCCUACUGUGCAAUGUGACCAACCUCAUCCACUAAAUAAUAGCAGCGCCACCUUCAACUAGUCAAUUUUCUUUCUUAGCUUAACCCUUGCCAUUGAAUAGCAAGGAAUUAAACCUUCUUCAGUGUAUAUAUGUUUUGUGGCUUAACCUCCCAAGUCAUAAAUAUUCCUUUCACCUUCCUCAUAGAUUUUGGUGAAUAGAUCAAUAGAUGUCGCUUCCGUAAGAACAUCAGAAACAAAUAAUGGCCCUCACCAUACGAACAUUUUUACAUCCAAAACUAAAUAACUCUGCAAUAUCAUGUUUUAAAGAAGCGCUGAGGCAUGGACAUCAUUUAAGAGGAAAACCACCAGGCGUAGCAAAAUCUUUGGAACAAAAAUUAGAAGAAAGUAGAUAUAAGGACCCUGCCUUGCAUUAUCGGGUAGAUAUAGGAUUGCCUCCCCCAAAAGUAUCAAGGUCUCAACAGUUACAGGAGCGUCUGAAGGUACUGAAAGGCCAAAAGGCAAAUCCUGCAUUAGAAAAAGUUGCGAGAAGUAAAGAGUUGUUAAUAAAUCUUGAAGAAGUACGAAAAGAUUCUGCAACCACGUCUGCCCCAAUUUUUAUAAAAAAUAUAGCUGAUCACUAUGGAGUAUUUGAGCACUUAUUUGGAGAUGCUUAUUUUUAUCCUAGAGUUCCAUUAAGCAUAGUUUAUGAAAGUGGAGAACUUGACCUACCAGUGUUUUGUGGAAAUACGAUAAAACCCAAUGAAGCAAAAGGGGCACCUAAAAUAAGUUAUGAUUGUGAUAAGGAUUCGUUGUGGACUUUGGUAUUAACAAAUCCUGAUGGACACUUCACAGAGAAGGACAAGGAAUAUGUGCAUUGGUUCAUUGGAAACAUACCAGGAAAUAAUGUUGAACAAGGUGAGACAAUAGUACAGUAUUUGCAACCAUUUCCACCAAAAGGCACAGGAUAUCAUCGCCAUAUUUUCAUACUGUAUAAACAGGAGAAAAAAGUAGAUUUCUCAAAAUAUAAAAAAAAUGGACCAUGCUUGAACUUACCAGACCGUACUUUUUCUACCUACGACUUCUACAGGGUGUUACAGGAUGAUCUUACACCGUCAGGUCUAGCCUUUUUCCACUCAGAUUGGGAUACAUCACUAAAAGAAUUCUACCACCAAACAUUGGAGAUGAAAGAACCAAUCUUCGAGUACGACUUCCCUCCUCCAUAUGUACGAAAACAGGAGUGGUUCCCAUUGCGGAAGCCUUUCAACUUGUACAUGGACAAAUACAGAGACCCAAAGCAAAUCAACAAGGAGUUUUUGAUGAGGAAGAUGAAACACGUGCAUCCAUUCAAGGAACCUCCACCACCUCUGCCUUACCCCAAUGCGCAGUAUUUUGACGGGUACAUACCCUCUUGGUUGAAACUGGAGAAGAGGAAGUCUCGGCUGAGGUGGGGAAGAAUCAAUGAUAUUGAGUAGUGGAGGACUCAGGUUGAGUUCGAAAUAAACGUUUUUGUUUACA